UAACAGGUGUAUUUUAGCAAUUCUCUAAAUUAAAGGAGGACCAAAAAGAAAAGAAUAAGGUCAGUGAAGGAAGAACAUUCUUGACUAGACAAAAGGGGAAUCUGAGGUUGCUCUCUUUGAUUUCUCAUCUGAAUCUCCGUCAAAUCCAACCUCAUCAACCUUAACUUCAGGUUAAUUCAUUUGGCUAAACCCCAUUUUUUUCCCAUUAUGGCUGAUUUUGAGGAUCAAAAGAAUCAAUCACUUGGUAAAGGUGAAAAUGAGGAGGAGGAUGAAAUUGUUACUGAAGGUGCUUCAUUUGUUCAUGGGGAGCAGCCUACUCAGGAUGCUAGUGGUAGUGGUAAUGGUCCCCCUAAAGUUGAUUCAGAGGUGGAUAUUCUACAAGAGAAAGUCACCAAGCAAAUCAUUGUGGAAGGUCAUGGCUCUACACCAACCAAAUAUUCAACUUGCUUCUUGCACUACAGGGCAUGGACUGAAGGCACACAGCACAAGUUUGAAGACACUUGGCUAGAACAACAGCCAGUAGAAAUGAUUUUAGGAAAAGAGAAGAAAGAAAUGACAGGCUUGGCUAUUGGUGUCUCUACCAUGAAGUCUGGUGAACGAGCUUUGUUACAUGUAGGUUGGGAAUUAGGAUACGGAAAAGAAGGAAACUUUUCGUUCCCUAAUGUUCCGCCUAUGGCCGAUAUCAUUUAUGAAGUUGAACUUGUUGGGUUUGAUGAGGCCAAAGAUGGGAAACCUCGUAGUGACAUGACUGUCGAGGAAAGGAUUGGAACAGCGGAUAGAAGAAAGAUGGACGGAAAUGCUUUGUUUAAGGAGGGAAAGCUGGAGGAGGCUAUGCAACAGUAUGCAAUGGCCAUAACGUACAUGGGCGAUGAUUUCAUGUUCCAAUUGUUCGGGAAGUAUCGAGACAUGGCCUUAUCUGUUAAGAAUCCAUGUCACCUCAACAUGUCUGCAUGUUUAAUAAAGCUCCAGCGUUUCGAAGAAGCCAUUGGACAAUGCAGCAUUGUUUUGUCUGAGGAUGAAAACAAUGUCAAGGCACUUUUUAGAAGAGGAAAGGCCAGGGCCGAGCUUGGGCAAAUUGAUGCAGCCCGUGAAGAUUUUCUAAAGGCACGAAAAUAUGCUCCCGAAGACAAAGCAAUUACAAGGGAGUUGCGAUUGUUGGCGGAGCAUGACAAGGCUGUUUAUCAGAAGCAGAAGGAGAUAUACAAGGGACUCUUUGGACCACCGCCACAACCGAAACCGAAGCCAACAAAUUGGCUGAUAAUGUUCUGGCAAUGGUUGUUGUCAUUAUUCCACGGCCUAUUUAGACACCAAAGGCAGAAGAGUGACUGACUAGUCCAACUUAGAAGAGACAAUUUGUGAGAAUUAGAUAACAUAACAUGACAAAUGUUUGGAAAAGAAGUAAAUUUUAAGUUGAUGGAACUCAUCAAUUGCUUUGUGAUGUUUGAAUGCAUCAAGAAAUUCCAUCACUAUCUGCAUCUUCUUCUUUUUUUAACAUUUUUCUAUAUAAUCAAGUAAACAUUCAGCUUAGUUUGUGGCUUGAUUUGGUUAACCUUCAUUAUAUCUUGUGAGUUAUGUAUUUUACAAUAGAGAAAUGCUAAAGGUUCCAGUGGUGCGUAGCA
This is a messenger RNA of Cannabis sativa, 1619 nucleotides long. RefSeq names its product peptidyl-prolyl cis-trans isomerase FKBP42. The record is from RefSeq and is a predicted model, not a curated record. The transcript is spliced from 8 exons. The coding region runs from base 208 to 1329 and encodes 373 amino acids. Gene Ontology annotation, molecular function: protein binding; peptidyl-prolyl cis-trans isomerase activity. NCBI's taxonomy places the organism in Eukaryota, Viridiplantae, Streptophyta, Magnoliopsida, Rosales, Cannabaceae.